AUGACGAAUACCAUUCCAAUCACAACUCCGCCCCCUGUGGCUCUGGAAGCCACAGUCCCCUGGCUCCAUGGCCCUAGACAGCCGAAACCCUGGCCUUGCCUGCCCUCCAGGCCAAGCCUGCCUGUUUGCUCUUCCCACAUCCCAGCGCUGGCCCUGGAGGCUGAGCAUGGUGUAGACAUGAUCCUGAUGGGCUCCAAUGAACACCUGCAUCCCCCUGCACGCAGGCAGGGCAGAGAGCUCAUGGCUUAUGAAGUCACAGUGCACCGGCGGGACAUAGAAGCUGUCUGCCUCUGCUGUGGAAGUCUCCAGGUGCACACGCAGCACCCCCUGUUCGAGGGAGGGAUGUGUGCCCCAUGCAAGGACAAGUUCCUGGAGGCCCUGUUCCUGUAUGACGAGGACGGGUACCAGUCCUGCUGCUCCAUCUGCGCCUCAGGGGACGUGCUGCUCAUCUGCGAGCUCUCCGAGUGCACACGGUGCUACUGCUUCGAGUGCCUGGAUGUGCUGGUGGGCCCGGGGACCUCGGACAAGGUACACAGCAUGGACAGCUGGGUGUGCUUCCUGUGCCUGCCCUGCCCAGGCAGCGGGCUUCUGAGGCGGCGGCGAAAGUGGCGAGGCCAGCUGAAGGCCUUCCAUGACCUUGAGGCGGAAAGUCCCCUGGAGAUAUACAAAACAGUCCCUGUGUGGAAGAGAGAGCCACUGCGGGUGCUGUCCCUGUUUGGGGACAUUAAGCAAGAGUUGACAAACUUGGGUUUUCUGGAAGCCGGGUCACAGGCAGGGAGGCUGAGACACCUGGAGGACGUCACAGAUGUCGUGCGGAGAGACGUGGAGGGAUGGGGCCCGUUUGACUUGGUGUAUGGCUCGACACCUGCUCUGGGCCAUGCCUGUAACCAUCCUCCUGGAUGGUUCCUGUUCCAGUUCCACCGGCUGCUGCAGUACGCGAGGCCCCCACCCAGCAGCCCAAAGCCAUUCUUCUGGAUGUUUGUGGACAACCUGCUGCUGACCAGAGAGGACCAAGCCAUCGCUGCCCGCUUCCUUGAGACGGAGCCUGCCACACUCCAAGAAGUCCGAGGCCAGGUCCUGCACAGAGCCGUGCGUGUGUGGAGCAACAUUCCCGCUGUGAGGAGCAGCAGGCAUUCAGCUCUGGCCCCCGAAGAGGAAGCGUCCCUGCUGGCCCACGUCACCCAGAACACAGAGCUCAGCACCCGGGCCUCCGCCUCGCUCGUGAAGAACUGCUUUCUCCCGCUAAGAGAAUAUUUCUCAUAUUUUUCUCAGAAUUCACUUCCUCUUUAUAAGUGA
Molecule: messenger RNA, 1296 nt
Organism: Octodon degus (degu)
Lineage: Eukaryota; Metazoa; Chordata; Mammalia; Rodentia; Octodontidae
Gene: Dnmt3l
Product: DNA methyltransferase 3 like
Exons: 15
Coding region: 1-1296 (431 amino acids)
Biological process (GO): negative regulation of transcription by RNA polymerase II
Cellular component (GO): nucleus
Molecular function (GO): DNA (cytosine-5-)-methyltransferase activity, acting on CpG substrates; enzyme activator activity; DNA binding
Source: RefSeq, a predicted model, not a curated record